Manihot esculenta (cassava) is the source of this 1721-nucleotide messenger RNA. Its product is annotated as ubiquinol oxidase, mitochondrial. Gene Ontology annotation, cellular component: mitochondrion. The record is from RefSeq and is a predicted model, not a curated record. Lineage: Eukaryota; Viridiplantae; Streptophyta; Magnoliopsida; Malpighiales; Euphorbiaceae. Bases 90 to 1142 code for a protein of 350 amino acids. Gene Ontology annotation, biological process: alternative respiration. The transcript has 4 exons. Gene Ontology annotation, molecular function: alternative oxidase activity.
UUCUUGCUCGUUUUGUUCCACCUAUAAAAUCUCGAUUGGGUCUCCUCUCAAUUUUCUAUAGAUCACAAGGUCAAUCUAAGACGAAGAAGAUGAUGAACAAUUUGGUGAUUAGGUCGGUGGUGCGAGGCUUGCUGGUCAAUGGAAGUCGUGGCGGCAGGUACAUUUCGACGGCCACGGCAGCAACGACUGCUGGUGUUUUGAAGCCGACGGAAGUUUUGACCGAGUUUAGGAGCCGAAAUGGAGCGUCGGUUGGUGUGUUGUACUGGCGGAGGAUGAUGAGCACAUCGGCGGAGACAGCUGUUGCUGAGAAGGAAACGACGGAGAAGUCUGUUGGGAAGCAGGGGGAGAAAGAAGUGGCAUCGUUGAAGACGAGUGAUGGUUCGGUGAUUUCGAGUUACUGGGGUAUCUCGAGGCCUAAGAUCUUAAGAGAAGACGGUACUGAGUGGCCUUGGAAUUGCUUCAUGCCAUGGGAGACUUACCGGGCCAACACAUCGAUUGAUCUGUCGAAGCACCAUGUGCCAAAGACAUUUCUUGAUAAGGUUGCGUACAGGACAGUGAAACUGCUUCGACUCCCUACGGAUAUAUUUUUUCAGAGACGGUAUGGGUGCCGUGCCAUGAUGUUGGAAACUGUGGCAGCUGUCCCUGGUAUGGUUGCAGGGAUGCUGCUGCACUUGAGGUCUCUUCGCAGGUUCCAGCAAAGUGGGGGUUGGAUUAAAGCCCUGCUCGAGGAAGCUGAGAAUGAGCGGAUGCACCUGAUGACAAUGGUGGAGCUUGUGCAGCCUAGGUGGUACGAGAGGUUUUUGGUCCUUGCAGUGCAGGGAGUCUUCUUUAAUGCUUACUUUGUGCUUUAUCUGCUUUCUCCCAAAUUGGCUCAUAGAAUUACUGGGUAUUUGGAGGAAGAGGCUAUACACUCGUAUACAGAGUUUUUAAAAGAUAUAAAAAAUGGUCAAAUCGAAAAUGUUCCAGCUCCUGCUAUUGCAAUAGAUUACUGGAGGCUGCCAAAUGACGCAACUUUGGAAGAUGUUAUAACAGUGAUCCGUGCUGAUGAAGCUCAUCAUCGUGAUGUUAACCACUUUGCUUCUGAUAUUCAUUAUCAGGGCAAAGAAUUGAGGGAGGCACCUGCUCCACUUGGUUAUCACUAAGAGCAAGAGAGCCAGUUCCUGUUUGUUGGUUAAAUAGGAUAUUCUAUCGAACAAAUUAAAAUUUGAAUUACUGAUUAAAGUUAGCCCAAUGUAAGAGAAUGCAGAAGAUUAGUUUAAAGCUUAAGGCAUCAGCUCAUCAAAACCUUGACAAUCCCAAACAAAUAUUAUACAAUUUGUGAAACUUGCAAAUAAGAAUCACCGAUAAAUGAGGUCAACGAAGUAUUAGCUGAAUCUCUUGCUUCAUUAGCCUAAUAAAGUUGAGUGCGAGAUUAGUUGUAAUUUACUCACAAAUCUACGUUCAAUUUUGCAAUGUAAUCCAUUUGUCAUACUUUGUUCGGGUUAGGUAAGGUUUUGAUGAGCUUGUGUUUUAACUUUUAAACUAGUGUCUUGCACUCCGUUAAAAUUGGGCUAACUUUUAUCAGUAAUUAAAUUUUUAUUUGUUCCGUAAAAAGUAACUGCGAUUUUUUUUUAUUUUCCUGAUUUGUUUUGUAUCGGGGGGUUCCAGUGAUAAAUUCUAAAAAAGUUGUAAAUCUACUGGUUUAGCUUGUUGAAAUUGGAGUUUGUUAUUCUUUUAGCUAA